GGUCUUGGUUGGUGCUCCCAAGGCAGAAUCUAAAUACAGCACCUCUGUUCAGUCCCCAGGAGCAGUGUUUAAAUGUCGAGUCCAUACCAAUCCUGACAGAAGAUGCACAGAACUAGAUAUGGGUCGAGGCAAUUCUCGGGGCGCGCUCUGUGGCAAGACCUGCAAAGAAGACAGGGAUGAUGAAUGGAUGGGCGUGAGCCUGGCUAGGCAGCCAAAGGCUGGUGGAAGUGUGCUGGCAUGUGCACACCGCUGGAAGAACAUCUACUACGAGACAGAGUACAUCCUGCCCCAUGGCUUCUGCAACAUCAUCCCCCCCAACCUGCAGCCCAAGGGGAGGAAGCUCCUGCCCUGCUAUGAAGAGUACAAGAAGAAGUACGGGGAGGAGCACGGCUCGUGCCAGGCAGGAAUCGCGGGCUUCUUCACCGAGGAGCUGGUCAUCAUGGGGGCACCAGGAUCCUACUAUUGGACAGGAACUGUCAAAGUGCUGAAUCUGACUGACAACACCUAUUACAAGCUGAACGAUGACGCUGUGAUAGCCAGGAGGUACACGUACCUUGGAUAUGCAGUGACAGCAGGUCAUUUCUCUCAGCCAACUACCACGGAUGUUGUAGGAGGAGCUCCCCAGGAUGGAGGCAUCGGAAAGGUUUAUAUUUUCAGAACAGACAGACGAUCAGGCUCUCUAAUAAAGAUUUUUCAGGCUUCAGGAAAAAAGAUGGGCUCUUACUUUGGCUCCUCCUUAUGUGCAGUUGAUCUGAACUCUGACGGGUUGUCAGACCUGCUGGUCGGAGCACCUAUGUUUUCUGAGAUCAGAGAUGAGGGUCAAGUCACAGUCUAUAUCAACAGAGGAAACGGAGUGCUGGAAGAGCAGCUCGUCCUGGAUGGGGACAGUGCCUACAACGCCCACUUUGGGGAGAGCAUGGCUGCCCUCGGCGACAUCGAUGACGAUGGCUUCCCAGAUGUUGCCAUUGGAGCCCCUAAGGAGGAUAACUAUGUAGGAGCAGUUUACAUUUACCACGGGGACGCCGAUGGCAUUGUGCCUCAGUACUCCAUGAAGCUGUCUGGGCAAACAGUAAACCCAAGGCUGCGGAUGUUUGGCCAGUCCAUAUCAGGGGGAGUUGACAUGGAUGGCAAUGGUUAUCCAGAUAUGACUGUUGGAGCCUUCUUGUCGGACAAUGUGGUACUUUUGAGAUCCAGGCCUGUCAUUACCAUGGACAUCUCCAUUUUCCUGCCUGUGUCCAUCAAUAUCACAGCUCCUCAGUGCCACGAUGGCCUGCAGGCAGUGAACUGCCUCAACGUCACAGCAUGCUUUCGCUUCGGUGGCAAGCGUGUUCCUGGAGAAAUAGGUUUGAAUUAUAACUUGACUGCUGAUGUGGCAAAGAAGGAAAAGAGCCAGCAACCCAGAGUUUACUUUGUGACUUCUGGAGAGACAACGGGGCAGAUCACAGAGAAGUUACAACUGUCAUACAUGCAGGAAAAGUGUGAGCAUUACCUGGCGUACGUCAAGAAGAGAGUCAAAGAUGUCAUAUCUCCAAUUGUAUUUGAAGCUGCAUACAGCCUUGGGGAACACAUGAUAGAAAGAGGAAGAGAGGACAAGGAGCUACCUCCCCUCAAGCCCGUUCUCCGCUGGAAGAAAGGACAAAAGAUAGCCCAGAGGAAUCAGACUGUUUUUGAGAGGAACUGUCAAUCUGAUGAUUGUGCUGCUGAUUUGAAACUUCAGGGUAAAUUAUUGCUCUCCAGUGUUGAUGACAGAACUGCCUACCUGGCCCUGGGAGCAGUGAGGAACAUCUCACUUAACAUUUCCAUCUCUAAUGUGGGGGAUGACGCCUACGACACCAACGUUUUCUUCAAUUUUUCUGGGGAGCUCUUCUUCAUCAAGAUGUGGCAAAAG
Molecule: messenger RNA, 1888 nt
Organism: Merops nubicus (carmine bee-eater)
Lineage: Eukaryota; Metazoa; Chordata; Aves; Coraciiformes; Meropidae
Gene: ITGA9
Product: integrin, alpha 9
Exons: 17
Biological process (GO): integrin-mediated signaling pathway; cell-matrix adhesion; cell-cell adhesion
Cellular component (GO): external side of plasma membrane; integrin complex
Molecular function (GO): integrin binding
Source: RefSeq, a predicted model, not a curated record